Molecule: messenger RNA, 2393 nt
Organism: Ornithodoros turicata
Lineage: Eukaryota; Metazoa; Arthropoda; Arachnida; Ixodida; Argasidae
Product: FAST kinase domain-containing protein 2, mitochondrial-like
Exons: 8
Coding region: 395-2329 (644 amino acids)
Source: RefSeq, a predicted model, not a curated record
UAUCCAGCCUUAUCCAUAUUUGACCGCAUGUUGCCAGCGUUGCCAUGCGUACUGUGCACUUCCCUGCAUUGGUUCCCACCGCUCCGGGAUCUUUUUAGUUAUUUCUUUAUUAGUCUAUUAGUCAAGCGAUCCCCCAGCUUGUUUGCUAGGACACAGCAGAUCCCACCAAAUUAGACGGCUUCACUGCGGCCUCAACGUCUUGUGUGAGAACCUGUGCACUGUACUACCGGCGUUAUGCUCUACCGUUUGUUUUUCCGUACUGCUACUUUUUCCCCCUGAAAUUCGAAGGUUAAUUGAACGUCCGUUCCUCUGCGGGUUCUAUUGUAGGGAAUCGAGACAUUUCAAAGUUAAAGACGAUUCUCCUUUGUUGCUUGCCCGAUUUCUUCUCGCUUGAAUGAUGUUCACGAAGCGAGCAGUACAUGCCGUUUGCCGGCAUCUGUUGAACAUGAACACUCCAAGGUUAAAAAACUGGCAGCCCAUCGUCUGCAUGUCAAAUCAUCACGGUGACAUUUCAUCGCUGUCAAGGCUAGGAUCACUCUCUGUUCGAGAAAAGGAUGCAGAUAUCCUUAGUGAAGAAUUGCAGAAAGCAAAGACUACGGACAAAGUGUUUGACAUUAUAGCCCAGCAUCACGCUGUCAUGAACAACAGCCAGAUUCUUACAGCAUUCAACUCUCUUUAUGAUGUCUUGACACAAAAUUCGGAGGACAUGGGACAAGUGAUGAGCCAUUCAAGUUUCAGAGAACUGUGUAACAGGGCACUGAAGCGAAUGAGAUUCUAUAGCACAGAAGAUGUGCUCACGCUCUUGAAGAUUACCACCAGGCUUGGAAUUCCAGCUAACACACUGCUUGUGCAGGCAAUCUGCCAAAUGCUCAGGCAUAGCAUCAAUUCAUUUUCACUGCAGGACCUAAUAUUUUUGGACCACGUGCUUUCAAGCCAGAAAGCAAGGUCUUCUCUCACAGAAGCACUGAUGAUGGCAAUACCACUGGUGUUUCAGACUCAGGCACCCAUACAGCUUGACUUCAGCAAUGCUGAUGAUGUUUGUCAGUGCUUUGCAUUUGCUGUUCGGAAGAGCGUAGAUGUCGCACUAAUUGAGAAAUUGGCAGUCACUCUUCUGUCACACAUGCAAAGCUUGAAUGCUGAACAAGCAAGCACACUUCUUCUCUGCCUUGCAUCCAGCAGCAAGGCAUUUCUCCAUCUUUCUAUUCCUGGAGUCAAGGAGGUGAUGGACAUGGCGCAGCUGACUGUUGCUGCUAAUGUGCAAAAGUUUCCACCGAAAGCCAUCCGUGCAUACCUCACAGCAUUUCGUAGAGGCUUUUACAUGAAAGGUGUGAUGAAAGCCAUUGUCAAGAGGUGCUUGGCAGAAACAUGGGAGCUGUGGGAGUUGUCCUUGCUGCUGGAAAGCUGUGUCAGGUGUGAACACAUGAAUCCGGAGCUGAGUGAAAUGGUUGCAGAACGAAUACUGAAGGAUCCACAGAGCAUGCAAGAUGACACGCGAGUGUCGGUGCUAGCGAUGACAGAUGCUAUUGCUGCAGUUCCCAAGAGAAAUCAGCUGUUUAAAGAAGCAGCGCACGUGUUAGCAAACUGUAGAGAGAAGUUUGAGUUGUUGAAGCUUGGUGCACCUCAUCAUUUUGUGAAGGCAGCUGUUGGCUUGACAUCGUUACAGUGCUUUCCAAAAGAGAUAUUCGAUGCAGCAUUUGCGGAAGAGUUUAUAACGGCAUCAAAGUUUAAAGUACCGCAGAGGCACAAGGCAGAUUUGUUGAAGUACCUGUUGCAACUGGAACAAGGAGUCUCGAUUGAACUGAAGAGUUAUGAAGGAAAAUGCUUGCCGGAUAAUGUCAGAAUGGAAGCAAUGAAACUGUUGGCGUCAGAGUCAAAAAUUUUCCUGCCUCUGAAAAGGAGCCUUGAACAUGGAAUUGGAGGCUCCCAGUUUCUAAAGCCAGGGCUGUGGACAAAGCAUGGCUACUUUAUUGAUUUCGUUGUUGUUUUGCGAAAAGGAGAGUAUCCAGUUGCCAUAAACAAUUGCCCCAUGGAAGAAGGCAAAAUGGACAUGACAGGUUUUUCUUUCAUUGAAGACUUGGUUACACCAGAGGACUCAAAAGUGCUUACAGUCAUCACUGCUGAUGUCAAUUCCUUCUGGAGAGAUAGCACGAUUCUGAAAGGUCACGUAGCUACACGACUGCAUCGUCUGUCAUUGCUUGGAUACUUUCCCAUGCUGGUGAAUGUUGAACAAUGGAAAGCAUUACUGGACCAUGAGAAAAUUCCGUUCCUCAUGCGAGAAAUGAAGUCAGCAAUAAGUGACACCACAUUGUACCAAGCAGUGCAACUGUAACAUUUAGUCAUUUGGUUUCCAUGUGAAAACAUAGAGAGGCAAGUAAAAUGUAUAGUAAAUCAUA